Molecule: messenger RNA, 1125 nt
Organism: Benincasa hispida (wax gourd)
Lineage: Eukaryota; Viridiplantae; Streptophyta; Magnoliopsida; Cucurbitales; Cucurbitaceae
Source: RefSeq, a predicted model, not a curated record
CAAAAUUACCCUCUUAUCAAACACCAUCUCGGAAGUUUCUGAACUUAUCGUCGUCGCUCUUUGAAGAUGGAAGAAAAGACCUAAUUUCAGAGCCUAAAAUUUGUCAUACUUGAUCUCUCACACCUCUACCUGUACCGUUGUUCUCAGCAGUUAAUUACCUGGUUAUGCUGUAAAUUCCCUCGACCAUGGCGCUCCAUACGUCCAAUUUAUGCUGCAAUGAUCAUGUUACCUUUAUCUGCAAUCGGAAGAGCGUGCGCUGUUUGCAGAAUUUUGCGGUGUUUCAUCAUCUUCCUUCAGCUCUUCCUAAGCAAUGCGAAAUUGGGUUGGUUAAAUCGUGUAGAGGAGGGUGUGGGUUUCUUUUUCCUUCUAGUCUUCGUUAUGUCGCUUCAAGGAAUGGAAAUUUCAGGCCCUGGAAACAAACUUCUAGGACGCUCUCAUUUCGACCUUGUCAACUAAAAGCUGAGAAUUCGAGCGGUGAAAGCAUUACACUUGAUGCAGAAACUUUGGAGCAGGACUUACAAAACGCCAUUGCAGAUGAAGAUUACGCCAGAGCUGCACAAAUCAGAGAUACCUUGAAAGCUCUUCAAGAGGACAGCAAAACUUCAGUAUUGGCAGCCAAUGCUAAGUUUUACAAAUCGUUUCAGACUGGGGAUCUUGCUACAAUGCAAACUCUUUGGGCACGAGGAGAUAGUGUCUGCUGCGUGCACCCAGGCAUGAGGGGGAUAUCUGGGUACAACGAUGUCAUAACGAGCUGGGAAUAUGUAUGGGCAAAUUAUGAGUUCCCAUUGGAGAUUCAACUCAAGGACGUUCAAGUUCAUGCUAGAGGAGAUGUUGGAUAUGUUACAUGUGUGGAAUUGGUGAAGACGAAAGGUAGCAGUUGGGGAGGGCAGUUUGUUACCAACGUGUUUGAGAGAAUUAAUGGUCAAUGGUUCGUCUGUAUUCACCAUGCCUCACCUAUAGAUUUGUAAUGAGUUUUUUCCAAUCAUACAUUUUAUUCAAAUGCUUCAAGAAUAUUGAUAUCUGUCAUUAUCAAGUGUUCAAGUGAUCACUCUAACUAUGGUUGCUUAAACAUCUUACAUCUUUCAUGAUGUAGAGGGAAAGAGAUUUGAAUCUUUAACCUCUCAA